UUUCCCCUGAAAGGAUUGUGGACAAGCUCCGUUAGAUUUCCAGAGGAAGGGGAUCCGACGAGAAGAAUACAGAAAACGCAGGGGGGAGAUAACGGUGUCAAAUAGUCCACCAUUUUUUCUGUGUUUGUCUCUUCACAUGAAAGGAAAUAAGGACGCGUGUGUCUGCCUUUGUAUUCCGUUCCUUCCCAGACUGAGAGGACUUACACCAUCAGAGGCGAUGAGAUGUGAGUGAGCUAUGCCUUGUGGAAAUGGACAGACUUUAUCCAAGCGAAAACAUGGCGUCUGCGUCCCGAGGUUUAGCUUCUUUUCCAGUCUGCUUGUGGCGCUCUGCUGCCUGGAGGCAUGGGGCUCCGGGCCGCAGGGGGACGGCGGCAGGAGUUGCAGCCCCUGUCCCGUUAACUGCAGCUGUGUGCUGGUGGGGCCCCAGCCGUCCUGCGUCGUUAACUGCUCCAACAUCGGGCUGGAGAGGGCCCCAGCAGCGGCAGACAUCCCGCAGGCCACCAGCGUGCUAGAUCUUUCCAAGAACCACAUUGCCUCCCUUGAUACUAGCCUGCUAGACCGUCUCACUGGCCUCCGAGAGCUGUAUCUACAAGGGAACAAGAUCAACGUUCUCCCCAGAGGAGUAUUCUGCUGUGGACCGCUGUCAAUCAUUGAUUUGAGCAACAACAAAAUCACGGCCAUAGAAGAAAGAAUAUGUGACAACCUGUGCAAUUUAACUCAAAUUGACCUGAGUAGUAACCCCUUCAAGUGUGACUGUAAGCUAUUUCGGCUGGUCAGCUGGCUCCAGGAAAAAGGGGUGCGAGUCCGACACCCAGAUGCCAUGCUCUGCGACCACCCUCCUGAGCUCCUCCACCAGCCCCUGCUCAAUGUCAGCCUGCUCACUUGUGGUCUGAACUAUGCAGCUUGUCUUGAGGACAGCAGCAGUGGGGGAGGGGGACCGAGCGAGCUUGUUAUUUUCUCUUCCUCUACACCCGGAAACUUCACACGUGAACAGUGUAACAGUGUGUGUUUUGCUGCAUCACACCGCUAUGGGGGCUUGGGGGCAAGGCAUGAGUGUCUCUGCAGCACAAACUCAGAGCCAAACUUCAUCAGCGAAUCUCAGUGUUCUGCUGCCUGUACAAACCCCCAUGUUAUGAAGGAAUGUGGGUGGACUCUGGCUAACUAUGUGUUUGAGGUGGACUUUUCGGUCUCAUUGAAGCCUCUCCCACUACAAAGUGUUCAUGACCGCAUCAGUUUCUUCGCCACCUCCUCUGUCACUCCAGUGACACUGUCUUGGGACUUUGGUGACCUUUCAACUCGAGUCAACACUACAGGAGCAGGGGUCACUGCAGCAACUCACAAAUACGGACUCCCGGGACGUUAUGCGGUCAGCGUGAUGGCCUGGGCUGGACACAAAGAGGUGAGAGAGGUCUCUGCACGCGGAGAUGUGACCGUGACACUUCCUCCCAAACUGGAACUGCGCUGUCCACCACUUGCUGUAGCUAAUAAGAGCCUUGAGUUCACACUUGUCAGCUGGGGCGCUGUUGGCGUGGAUGUAGACUGGAGGAUCACAAAGGAUGGCGUCCAGGUUGCCAAAGCCUCCCCUUACUGUCCAAACGAUGGAGUGUACCACGCCGAGUCCUCACGCUGUUUCCAGAUCGUUCCAGGGGAGUUGAGCUGGACAGACGCCCGACAACAGUGUUCAGGCCGCGGUGGGGAUCUGGCAAUAAUCAGGAGUGACACGCUGCGUAAAGUGCUGGCACCCAAAGUCACACAGGAGCGAGGUGUGUGGCUGGGGUUGAGUGAUGUCGACUCUCCAGGCAAACUGCGCUGGAUUAACGGGUCAGAAGCACAAGAGGGAGAGGAAGGCCUGCCACCUCGGUCGCCUAUCAUCCGUGGAAAUAUGUGUGUGUCCCUGGAUCAACGUGGCCAGACCAGCUUACACCCAUGCAAUGCCAAGCGGGCCUGUGUCUGCCAGUACAGCCCCCAAGUGCGUGUUCCUGAUGCGGGGAUCUACGUGGUGGGCCUGCCUGUGUUUCCCUCCCAUAACCAUCUGCACCGUGCCCCACCUGCUCCGCUCUCUACCCCACAACAUCCCAGCGGUGGCAUAGAGGUCCUGUUCUUCCCAGCUCUGAGCUUUGUUCAGGCAGGUCGUCUGUCCUCACUAGAGUUUAUCACUCAAGAGCUCAGCUCACAAAUAAACGUACGAUUCCAGACCUACAGACCUCACUGUCAUUAUCCCGGCCUGCACCUGCUGCUACCCAGUUGUGGAGGUCCAGCAUGUGCUCCGAUGGCUGUUUGUGUUCCCAAUGACACCAAGAGCAGCGAUUCACCCUCUUGCCACCGACUGGAGCAGUGGUGUCCUUUCCAGCAUCGGUGCCUGCCCCUCUCUAGUCCCUGCCAUCCUUCUUCCUGUCCUAACUGCUCCCAGGCUCACCACCUUCCCCCUGGGGCUUUGAGGCCCCGAUACACCUUACAGGAUGAGGUGGUCUUCUCUUUACCAGCGGGACCAGUUGCACAUGUGCUGGUACAGGAACAAUUAGAGGACCUUCUGGUUUCCCCUGGGGAUGUCAUCGCCCUGCAGCACGACGCUGGCCCCGCCUCCCUUCUUCGCUGCCAAUCCUCCCCACACUCACUGUGGCGACAACCUGUUUUAGCCCUCAACCAGUCAGAGUGGUUCUGGAUCAACAACACCAGACAGUCAAUCGACGUCUCAGCUGACCAUGGCGCUGACCUUCUGCCUUACCCAGAGCUUGAUCUGAAGGCGCUGGUGGAGGAUGGUGAGGGAGGCUGGCUGGAGGAAGUAGUUUGUCCUGUCAGAGUGCUCUACAUGGGACACAGUAAGACUCAACUGCAGGGAGCACAGCUGUCUGCUGGUCUACCCCAGCCCGGACUCUACAGUCUCCUGGUGACUUCAGCUGAACCAUCAUACCCAGCUUCAGCAUCUUGCCCGCUGCGGGUGGUGCCUCCUCUGGGUUUGACGAUCCUCCACCCUUCUCCUCAGAAUGGCACCCUCUACCUGCAGCCCAAUGACACCCGACUGUUGCUCCGUGUCCAGUCUAGCUAUGAGACAAAGGCUUCUUGUCGUGGCAGUAAUUGUAGUGUGACCUUCCAAUCUGACUGUCCGAAAGAGUUUUCUUCCCGCCCAGUGCUCUGUCAGCCCGGCCCGAGCCCAGGGUCUGGAGUCGAGGUCCCAGAGCCCAGCCUGUAUGGGGUGCUGGAUCUGGGCCUCAGGAAGGAGGAGGAAAAGAGUCCAAUCCAGGUGGAGCUUGAGGCCCACAAUAAUGUGACGGAGGCCAGCCUGACUGUGGUCGUCCAGCUGGAAGAGCCACUCAGAGGACUGAUGGUGCAGCCGCAUCCUGCACAUAGGGUAUUGAUGGAGUCUGUGGUGAGCUACACAGCAUCAGUGCUUGAAGGCUCCAAUCCCACAUUUAAAUGGACGGUGGAUGAUAAGCCCUACUUCACCUAUUACAACACUGUCCUCAAUGUCAUCUACCAGCAUGCUGCCGUGUACAAGCUCUCAGUGACAGCCAUGAACCAUGUCAGCACCCUCACUGAGCAUUUCAAUGUGACCGUGGACCGGCUACAGCCCAUGGCUAACCUCACAGUGAAGGGUGUGCCAGAUGUGGUCCCUCAGGGCUCCACUCAGACUCUCACCACCUCUGUGCUCGUCGACAUGUCUGUGGCUGCCACCUUCCGAUGGUCUUUUGGUGAUGGUGGAUAUAUGGAGUUCCAAUACAAGCCUCCCUAUGCCCCCUUCCUCAUCUGCCCAGAGUCACCUAAGCAGGUCCUCCUGAGUAACAAUGUCACCUAUGUCUACUCUCAACCAGGAAUAUACACAGCAGUGGUGUCAGUGUCCAAUCGCUAUGAGAACAUCAGCCAGAGCAUAAACAUGAGUGUCUACAGCAUCCUCACCCGUGUUGAUAUACAAACAGAGCCUCGGCUCCUCCUGGCUGGCAAAACAGCUGAUUUUGAAGCUCACCCUCUGCCCUCUCCCUAUGGCAUUCACUAUGACUGGCACUUUGGAGAUGGUUCUGCCCUGCUGCAAGGUCGCCGCGUAGCACACACCUUUGCACAUAGUGGAGUUUUUAAUGUCUGUGUAUCUGUAAAUAACACCAUCAGCUCUACAGAGGUUUGUGCCGAGAUGUUUGUAUAUGAGGAGAUUGAAGAUUUAAAAGCUGAAAGCUCGUCUCCUACAGAGCUCCACAGUCCUACUACAGUAUGGGCACACCUUGCAUCAGGUAACAACAUCACAUGGACGUUCUCCAUGGGUGACGGAACCAUCUAUACAACAUCCGAUCCUAAUGUGUCACACAACUAUAUCAGAAAUGGCAACUACACAGUGAAUGUGACUGCCAUGAAUGCUGUGAGCUCUGGGUGGACAAUCCUACCAGUUCAGGUGUUCGUCUUUCAAGUUCUGAGGGUGGAGCCAUUCGGAUGUGUCCAAGAGCGGACCCCUGUCAACUUUCAGGCCUGGGUGUCCGGUAAUGCAUCAGCUCAUCUGUAUGAAUGGAGCUUUGGGGACGGAAGCCCUAACGAGCCACAACAUGGCAGCGCCAAAAUCACACACACCUACCGGACAAGUGGGAACUAUCUCCUCUCCCUCUUUCUUUCUAGUGGGAUAAACAAGACCACCAAGGCCAACUUCUUCAACUGGGUGUGUGUGCAGCCUGCUUUGACCAAUGUCACCCUUACCCUUCAGAAAUCACACUAUGCAGUCGGGGAGGAGAUCCAGUUCCAGACUCGAGCUGAGCCAAAAUUUAACUACAGUUAUCAGUGGGACUUUGGCAAAGAGGAAGACCUUGUGCUUGUCCGUGGUUCUGGGAAUAUUGUGACAAAGUAUAAAAAUCCGGGGCAUUACAUGGUGACAGUUGUUGUCUCCAAUAAUAUUUCCACCUGUAACACUAGUGUUGUACUGGAGAUUCUGAUGCCUGUAGGACCCAUUGUUAUUCAACAUAAUGGCACCAAGUACAAUAACUUGACUCUCAGAGAACCAUAUGCUUUCACAACAUCUUCCUUGGCCUCCAAUGUCACUUAUGUCUGGAAUUUUGGAGAUGGGCAAUUGCUCACAGGCCAGACUGUCUUCCACACCUACAACAUCUCAGGAAACUACAAUAUUACAUUAACGGCAGCCAACACGGUUGGUAGGAAUCGCACUACCUUAUGUGUUGUUGUGCUUGCACCAAUCUGUGGGCUGACUGUCAAUGCCAGCUUGGUAAAUGUCCCUCUCAAUGCCUCUGUCCACUUUGAGGCCCACAUGGUGGAGGGAGAUGGUGCCCGGUUCUCUUGGAUCUUGUGUGAUCGCUGCUCCCCAAUCCUUGGGACUCACACUAUGUUCUACACUUUCCGCUCUGUUGGCACAUUCAACAUCAUUGUGACAGCAGAGAAUGAUGUAGGAACAGCACAAGCAAGCAUUUUCCUGUUUGUCCAACGUGAGCUGGAGGGACUGCAGAUUCUAACAGAGGAAGCAAUUGGAGAAGGAGGAGGCACAGGAGUGGACGGUUGCUGCUUUGCUACAAACCGCGCUCUCCACUUACAAGCAGGAUUAAAGGAAGGGACCAACAUGACAUUUACUUGGAACAUCAUCCGGGGGCUUGACCCUGCAAGCUCAAGCUUCAACAUAAGUGGGAAGACAGUGGAGGUGAAUUUCUCUACACCAGGACCAUGUGACAUCUUUCUCCAAGCAGCCAACCUCCUAGGCCAGUUAUCUGUAAACAGAACCAUCCACUUCCUGGAAGCAGUCGAAGAGGUGACCUUGCAGAUCAGUGGCAACCCAGUUGCAGUCAAUGCUCCAACUAACCUGACAGUACUGACUACCGAAGGUUCUGACUUGCAGUAUCGCUGGUCUGUGAAUGGAGAUGCUCUGCAGUGGAACAAACCCUGGAAGGCCCACACCUUCAUCAGUCCUGGCCUAAAGCUAGUCACUGUAGAGGUCUUCAAUGACGUUAGUUCUGUGGUUGUGUCAGAGGUUAUCAGUGUCCAGGAGGUCAUUUCAGGUGUAAGGUUCACAGCUACCAAUGUGACAGAGCAGGGUUAUGUAGCAACAGGCAUCAGCGUCUGGCUCCAGGGUGAAGCACUGACAGGAACCAAUGUGACAUGGACCUGGCUGUUAGAAGGAAAAACAGAAAGAGGAAGGAAUACUUCUCUUAUUUUCCAGGAGCCGAAAACAGCCAUUGUUAUUCUGAAUGCCACCAAUGAUGUCAGUGGGCAAGUGGUUUCCAGAGAGUUCUUUGUUCAGGACAAAAUUCAGGGGUUGGAAUUGAGGGCCAGUAAGAACAUUGCAGCAGUCGGUGACAAAGUCGACUUCACCAUUUCUAUGGCAGCAGGCUCGAACGUUCGUCUCGUCCUUAGUAUCAGCGGAGAUGCCACUUUUACCGCUCAGCCCGACCAAACCUAUACCCGCACAUUCAGCAAGGUGGAUACGUACAUGGUGGACCUCACUGCUCACAACCAGGUUAGUUCCAAGAGGAGGCAUCUUCAGGUCGAGGUGAUGGAGCCAGUCCGUGGACUUUCCAUCCUGGGAAGCUGUGCAGCAAUCCCUGUAGGUGUAAAGAGAACUUUUGUGGCCAACAUCCUGACAGGCAAACCUGUUAGUUUCCUGUGGACUUUUGAUCUGCAGCACCACCACCAGGCACCGCGUAUUGGCAAAGAGGUGUCCUACAUGCCAGAAGAAGCAGGUUUAUUGACCAUCUAUCUGAAGGCCUUCAAUGCACUGCAUGCUCAGAACAUCACCAUGCACAUCCUGGUGCAGAACCUGCUGACAGCUGCUGUGCUGACAGCGCUACCUCAGGACACUUUCAUCAAUAAGACGGUGACCAUGAAGGCUGAUGUCAGACCCAGAUCUAAUCCUGUGAAGUGCUUGUGGGACAUGGGCGAUGGUUCAACUCCAGUUCAAACCAACAACACAACUGUUGGUUAUGCAUACAGUCAUCCAGGACACUAUCGGGUUCAGGUGAACUGCAGUAACCUGGUGAGCUGGGUGUUGGCCCACGUGGAAGUAAACAUCAGUGUGCUAGAAUGUGAGGAGCCAGAAGUGCAGGUGGUUCAAGCCCCCCGCAUGGCCAUCUGGCGUUCCCAGCCCACUUUGGUGGAGGCCAGUGUGGACCUAAAGGGCUGCCUGCGCUACGGAGCUCAAUACCUCUGGCAGAUAUUCUCAGCACCCUCUUGUGAUAAUGACAAAGGCGACAGCACUCAGCCCUCCCUAAUUCGCUUACCGGCUGAGGUGGACGUGCAGCGGCUGCAGCUGUCGUUGCCUAAGAUGGCUCUGCCAGCAGGGAACUACACCUUGGUGUUUUCUCUGUCGUAUGAAAAUGUGCCACUAAGCAAAGCUGCCUGUGUGCAACUCAGUGUCAUGGCUGCCAGGCUGAUGCCCAUCAUAGAAGGGGGCACCUACAGGGUGUGGUCGAGGACACAGGACCUGCAGCUGAGUGCGGAGCAGUCGUACGACCCCAACAUGGAGCCAGACAACCAGUCACUACUCCACUACCACUGGAGAUGUCAGAGCACUUCAAAGGGUACAGAGCACUGCUCCAGUCUGAACUUUGGCCUGGGGUCCAGCGGCCCGGUGCUGGGAAUCUCUGGCUCUGAGCUGGAGGCAGGCGUCGAAUACACUUUCAGACUGACCAUCAGCAAAGACGGCAUGGCACCAGAGUCUACCACACAGACUGUCCUUGUCCAGAGUGGCCAUAUUCCCAUGGUGUAUCUGGAGUGUGUGUCCUGCAAGGCUCAGUCCAUCUACGAGGUCAGCCAGAACUCGUAUGUCUACCUCAGAGGAACCUGCACCAACUGCCAGGGCUUUCAUCGUGGGCGCUGGAGCGCCAUGACGCAGCAGAAUGAGACUCUGGUCCUUGACUCCUCCUCCACCACCACAGGAAGUGACGGUAUGAACCUGGUGUUGCGGCAGGGUGUCCUGCGCCACAGAGACUCCUACAUUUUCUCCCUGCAUGUGACCGACAGCAGUCUGGAUGGCGAGGGCGUCGCCUCCAUCAUGCUGCACCACAAUAUGCCUCCUGCUGGCGGGGAGUGUCACCUGACAUGGGGAGGGGAAGCGGGAGUGGAGUACGGACAAAUUGAAGGCUGGAGGAUACGCACACUGCUGGACCGGGUGCACUUCAACUGCUCAGGUUACAGUGAUUUAGGUGUCUCAGAGACUCCGUUGCUCUACAGUCUGCUGGUAACACGCUGCAGAGAAGACUACUGUGAGGACUUCUGUGUGUACAAAGGCAGCAGUCCAGAGCACUCUGCCUUCCUGCCCCCAGGCUUCAGCUCAGCCCAACACCGUGUAGACAUUUACAUCACAGUGGAGGACCACCAGGGAGCUGCCAUCACUGCCCUCAACGAGACCAUCGAGGUUGUGCUGCCAGACCCGCCCCCCGAGUACAGCAGCCUUCCCCAUUGGCUGUCUGAGCUGACAGACACAAAACUCAAGAAGCUGUUGGAGCAGGGAGACUCCCAGAGGGUCAGAGAGUUAUCACUGGCUCUUAUUACAGUCCUAAAUGAGUACGAGCAGACCAGGGAGCCGGUGCGGGUGUCCCGGGAUGAGCGCGGAUACAGAGUCAGAGUCCGCAGCAACAUCACCAGAGCUCUGACUGCUCUAGACCUGACCACUGUUAAUGACAUCCAGCAGACAUCCGCUGCUUUGGCUCAGUGCACGGCGGUGAGUCGAGAGUUCAUCUGUGAGGAGUGUCAGAACAGCACUCUUAACAAACUGGAGUCCAUGCUUGAGAUACUGCAAAGUGACACCAAACAGGGCACCGUCACUCCCACUGAGAUAGCUGACAACAUCCUGAACAUCAUGGGCGAUCUGAUCCAUCAGGUCAGCCAGUCAGCAUCCCAGUCUUACCUGCAGCCCGCCUACGUGGAUUCCCCCUCUGCCCCAUUCACCUCCUCUCUGUACCCCUCUGGUCAGGAGCAAGGAGGCACCCUGUUAGACCCCUCUCCCCCCUCUCUGGAACCACACCCUCUGCGAGUGGCGGCCAAGGCUUACAAUCUGUCCUCUGUCCUCAUGCUGAUCCUCAUGCACGCCCGUGUGCUCAACGAGGAGCCCCUUGUGCUGAAGGGAGCUGAGAUCGCUGCCACGGGGAAACUGGCCGAUCCUCAGAGCCUGCUCUGUUACCAUGGCAACAACAGUCCAGAGUGCCAGUGGUUCUCCAUCCCACGAGCUUUCAACUACAGUCUUGGCAGAGCUGCUGCAGGAAACAGCAUCAUGCAGCUGCUGUUUCAGGUGGAGUCCAACCCCUUCCCCUUCAACUAUGUGGCGAACUACACCGUCUCUACUGAGGUAGCAUCCAUGGAGUUCCGCACUGAAAAUGGCACCCAUAUUCCCAUCUCCGGAUUAGAUGACAGUCUAGCCAUCACAGUUGCCAUUAACAACGGAAGUAGUGGAACUGAAGCGGGUCCUGAGGGUUCUGGUACUGGAGGGGUCCCCACAGCUGGGACUGUUAACAUCAGCCACUGUGAUUCUGUCAUCGUAAGGGUCAGCACGGGAAACACAAACAGACAGGCAGGGGUGUUUGUGCAGCUUAACUUCACCUCCCUGCAAGACACCAGAGAGAAUGAUAUAAGAGAAAAGGAUGUGGAAGAGCCAUACAUCACAGCCUACCUCCAUUCACACGAAAGACCCAAUGAGUUCAACUGCACGGACAGAAAGCGUAUCACCCUCAGUAUGACCAGAGGGCAAGAUCUUGACCACAGGAAAUACACCUUCUUCCUGUCGCCAGAGUCGUAUGACACCACUCUGGACUACUUCAUCAAUGUGAGCACACCCUGCAGGCCCAAGUCUCAGCCUGUGGGUGUUCAGUUGGAGGUCGGGGUGUUCGCCUCUCUGUGUCAGUACUUCAGUGAGAGUGAGAAGCAGUGGCGGACUGAUGGCAUGGUGCCCCUGGCAGAAACCAAUGCCAGCAGAGCUGUUUGUCGCACCAGGCACCUCACUGCCUUCGCUGCAGGCCUGUUUGUACCAGCCAACGCCGUCAGCUUUCAAGUGCCAGAGCGAUCUGGUGCACCGAGCCUGGUCGUCCUUUUGGUGUGCGUUUUGGGCUUAUUAAGCUAUGUUGUGGCAGCAGCCAUCUUGCACAAGUUGGACCAGCUGGAUCUGCGUCGGGCCGGCGUGGUUCCACUCUGCGGCCGAGAUGGACUCUUUAAGUAUGAGAUCCAGGUCAAGACUGGCUGGAGCCGAGGGGCUGGCACCACAGCUCACGUAGGAAUCAGUUUGUAUGGACGUGAGAGCCGCAGCGGACACCGCCAUCUCGACAGCAGGGGAGCUUUUACACGCAAUGCUCUUGACAUCUUUCAUAUUGCCACAGAUACGAGCCUGGGCAGCGUCUGGAAAAUCCGAAUUUGGCAUGACAACAAGGGUCUGUCCCCAGCAUGGCUGUUGCAGUAUGUCUUGGUCAAAGACUUGCAGACAGGAAGCAGCUACUAUUUCCUGGCUGAGGAAUGGCUGUCAGUCGACAAUGAGAGAACUGACGGACGGGUGGAGAUUGAGGUGGAGGCCUCAGAGGAGGCCGUGCUUCUUCAGCUGCCACGCCUGCUGCGGUGUGAGCUGCAGAGGGCGCUGUGCGAGAGUCACCUGUGGCUGUCGCUGUGGGAGAGACCCCCCCGCAGCCCUUUCACCCGCCUGCAAAGAGCCACUUGCUGUGCUGUGUUGCUUCAGCUCUUUCUAUUGGCCAACACUCUGUGGUACAGCAUUGUGGUGGAUAAGAGAUACAGCCCACGGGCCAUGUCAAGGCUUGCAUCAUUAAAUGGAGAGACGGUGGCAGCAGGUAUGGUGACCUGUCUGAUUGUCUACCCUCUCUACCUGCUCAUCUUCACGCUGUUCAGAAUGAGCCGCAGCAAGUGUGUGUCUGUGGAGCAGGUGCCACCACAAGUAGACCAGGAGUCAGUGGAGAUUGAUGACUUCCUGGACAACUCCAUGGCUGGAAGUUCCUUCCUUUUCUUUAAUGGCGAGACCAACUCAGAGGAAACCAACGUGGAUUUGCCCACUCCGUCAACCAAAAGUGUGGAGAGUUGGGGCCUGGCAGAGGAGGAGAUGGAGGACAGGGACUGGCCAGAGCUGUUGAGUGAUGUGUCUGUGGUGGGAGGGGCAGGGCAUGGUGCAGGGCUGCCCAGGCUGAAGAGGGGUCAGGGGAGCAGGCAUUUGGGUGUCGACAUGACCUUUAACCCGGACGAGGAGGAGGGGGCGGACCAACGCAACAAGUAUUUCACCUCCUCAGACGAGGAUCUGAUCAAACACAUCCUGACAGACGGACAGAACUUCUUUCCUCAGGCAGAUGAAAGUGAGAUGGCUGACCUGUCGAGCAUUUUCGGGGACAAGACUGAAGUGAUUCUCCUCCAGAAGCUGAAUGAGCCGCUUCCUCUAGAGUCUGUGAGAAGAGACCCACCGAAAACUGCUUUCACCUCGAACACAGUUGUGACAGAUGUGUGUCGUCCCCGGCGGUUUCCUCCCUGGUGUGGACGUGUCGCCCUGUGGGGCAGCUGGGUGGGGAUCGCUCUGGCCAGUGGUGUUUGCAUUUGGGCGGGCCGCGGGUUCAGUCAGAGUGUGGCCAUGAUGUGGCUUGUCUCCUGUUCUGCCAGUUUCUUGUGCUCCUGUCUGCUGCUGGAGCCAAUUAAGGUGUUGUGUGAGGCAGCUUACUACGCACUGUGUGUGCAUCGCCUGCGUCCGGAGGACCAGGAUGUGCUGGUGGAGUUCCCCCGGGUGGAGAGAGUGGUCCAACGUGUCCCCAGGGUGAGACCGCCACAAGGCUUUGCUCUGUCUCAGGCUCGACAUCAGGCCCGCAAGGUGCACAUGCUGCACACCAUGCUGAAGAAUUUCCUGGUUUACAUGUUUUUCCUGUUGGUGGUUUUGCUUCUCAACUACUCUGACUCAGCCAAAGACACACACAGCCUGAGACUGCGCACUCAGCUGCAACGAGCACUCCACACACCUGAGUACCACAACAUCAGCAGCCGAGAUGAUGUUCUGAUAUGGCUGAAUGACUCCCUGUUGCCGCGGUUACUGGAUGACUAUGCCCUCUUGAGGAACACAGGAAGUGUGUUACUCGGCACACUGAGGCUCCGUCAAAUCCGAGACACACCUGUUGCAGGCAGUUCCAGAGCAGGAGACGGUAUUUGGGGAAAGGGCUGGGUGACAUCUCCAACUACAGUCACUGAGAAUUUCACUGCUUUCGGAACAAGUGAAACAAAUUGGGUGGGGCGUUCAGGUCAGAUGGGGGUGAAUAACAGUGAACAUGUUGUCCACCAGCUGAACAGAAGCCUGCGGGAAGCCUCUUCCUCUUUACAGCAGCUGCAGCAGCUGCACUGGCUCGACUAUAGAACCCGUGCUGUGUUUGUAGAGUUCUCGCUCUACAACAUCAAUACCAACCUCCUGGCUGUCUUCUCCUUCCUGUUUGAGUUUCCAGUUUCUGAGCGUGCCCAGUCCAGCCUUGACCUCCUUGUCAUCACUCUGUGGCCAAUAACAGGCCUGGACCUGCAACUCCUUCUCAUGGUCGUCCUGCUUGCCCUGGUGUUGUACUUCCUGGUGCGGGGGAUCAUGGGCUUCCUCAGAGAGGGCUAUGCGUACUUGCUGUCAGCCUGGAGACUGCUGGGCAUAUGUAAACUGGCUCUGGCGGCAUCUGUGUGCGGGCUACACUUGAGCCGCUGCAUCAUGGCCACGCAGCAGUGGGCAUCGUAUGUGAAGCAACCGCGGGACGCCUUCACAGACUUUUACCCCCUGGCCAGACAGAGUCAGAUGUAUUCAGUCAUGUCUGCAUUGCUGCUGUUCAUACUGGUGCUCAAGGCGUCCCACCAGCUGCGGUUCCUCAGAGAGUGGGCUGUGUUUGGCAGAGCUCUGCGGCGUUCAGUCUGGGAGCUGCUGGGAGUCGCCCUGGCGUUGCUGCUGUUGGUGCUGGCUUACUCACAUGCUGGACACCUGCUCUUCCACUCUGUGUUGGAUGGCUACGGCAGUGUGAGCUCUGCCUGUCUGUCUUUGCUGGGUGCCAGUGGACGUGCUCUGCUAUCAUGGCGUCCUGGCUGGACCACUACUGGUCCCUCAAACACUAUCUCCUCGCUGGUGUUCCACACCAGCUUUGCCAUACUUAGGUUGGUGUUGCUGUGGUUACUGACAUCCAUGUUACUGAGGAACUACCGACGCGCACGAGCAGAGCUAUACCGUCCAGCUGUGGAUCUCCAAGACUACGAGAUGGUUGAGCUGUUCCUCAGACGACUCAAAAUGUGGAUGGGACUGAGCAGGGCCAAGGAGUUUCGUCAUAAGGUGCGUUUCGAGGGCAUGGAGCUGCCACCAUCACGUUCGUCUUCCACCAGUGACUGUAAGUCUCUGUGCUUGCCACCGCUGGACGGUCGUGAUUCCCCUCCCACCCCUGACAGCGUCGAUGCGGGCUCCGAGGCCUCAUGGCGCCCGGCCUCCUCCAGCCCUUGCAGCCUGACAGAAGCGCCAGGGAUCGGCCUUGGACUCGGGCUGGGCCUGGGUUUGGGGCUCGGUCCAGGAGUGGUGAUGGGUAGUACCAGCUGGAGGGAGAGAGCAGAGACUGAAGCCUCUCUGAGGAGGCUCCUCCCCACUCUGGAUGCACUGCUGCAACAGCUUGAUCGUGUCACCGUGGCAACAGAGGAUCUGUACCACAUUGAGUGCAGACUGGAACGAGCCCAGAGGAAAAAGAGGCGCAGGGCAAGAGAGAGGGGAGGUGGUGGACACGGAGGGAAGAGUGAGGUGGGACAUAGAGGGAAAGGGGGAGAGAAGGACUCUGCUGGAUGGAGAGAACGAAAGAGUGGCAAAGAAAAACACAAAGGGAGCAAAAAGGGGAAAAAAACUGUUAAAAGUGAACUUCCAAAGGACUGUGGAAACACUGCUACCAUCCCUAAAAAGACUCCAGCAGCCACACCUGUUCCCUUUUUAAAGCCCAGACCAGCUUCUGGCACUGUAUAUACGUCCACUCCUCAAUCAUCAGCCAAACCUUCAUUCAGUGCAUCUGCACCAGUCAUAGAUAAAUCUGCUUCUGACUCCUCAUCAGCAAACACACACCCCUCCCACAUCACCCUGCCUAAAACACCCGCUGCACCUCCCUGUACUCCUGCACCCACCCCUUCCCUGCCCUCUACGCCUGCCCCUACACCCAGUAUUCGAGACUGGGACCCCCCCACUGAGAGAGAGACCCUCCCUUCCUCCAGCCUGUUCAACCAUCCAGCUCACACUACCACCAUUCCUACACGCAAGCGAAAGCGCAAACCACCACCUCUCAAAAACAAGGUGCACCCCAACCUAGACAGGCACGGCCCUGGACACCCCAAAUCCUGAGGAUCCUGGAUAGAUGGACCAACAAAAGUGAAGGGUGGAGCAAAGGAAUAUGAGAGUGAAUGUUGGGUUAAGGACGAGAAGAGGACGGGGACAGCGGGUUUUGUCCCCACGUGCUCCUCUCUAAAUCCAGGGAAAGAAGAGAAAAUAACAAAUGGAAAAGUAAUAAAAUCAAGCACAGGAAGUAAAAAAAGAAGAAUAACGGAGACAAGCAGUUUGGGGUAUUGAAAGAAAUUAACAGAAAGCAAUAAAAUAAGACUUUGCAGGUUUAUGAGUAGCAAUUUGUCGAAAUAUCAGUUCAGUUCUCCUAGAAACAAGGUGCAGGUCGCCAGAUGUUAACUGAGCUGGUCUAGUCAGCCACAAAAAGAGCAACAUUGAAACCAAGAAAUACUCCUGGUCCUUAUUUCCCCUGGACUAAACCUGACCCCUGAUCCCAUGAGACCCUGGAGGUCACGUGGUGUCGCUUGACAGGAGCACAUGACUGUGCUCAUCCUCUACCAACUGAAAGCAGACAAUGCGGUCAGUCUUUUUGUGUAUCUCAGAAAAUUGUGUCCAUGUCUCGGUCAUGUUGUCUGUCUACAUAUUUUGAUAUUUUAUAUUUCGGUUACCAUGGGUACUUUUUGUGGCCUGUCUGAAAAUAGUCGCGUUUUAUGGACCCACAGAUAUACGCACAUGCAGGCACAGGCAUGCAUAGAAAUAACACUGUAGGCACAAAUGGGCUUAUGUGUCACACACUUCAGUCCACCAAGGUACAAGAAAACACACACACACACACAUACACACACAUACAAGGUUGUUGGUAUCUCAGCAGCCAGUUCUUCAGGGUGCUGACACAACCGUCCAGAGUGGAAAAAUGAAAAUGAUACAAAGAUGAAGGGAAGCCACAAGAGGUUAGAUGAAGGAAGUGUUAGCAAGUGGUUUUAGCGCACAACCAAGUAGCGAGGGGUGUUAGUGAGAAGACGGACAGAAGAAAAGAAGGAUAAAGAUAAUGCUUGGUGGAGAAGUUCGCUUAAAGAUAAAAGUUGAGGAAGGAGGAGGGAUUUACCUUUUGCUUAUACAGUUCUACCAUCAUAAAGCUAUAAUGACUCCCAGUCUGUUUAUCUUUCACAAUGAUGUUUGUUUUUUUUUUUUAAACGUGUUGUGUUCAAUAUGGUUGUGAUUUAAAAGCACUUUUGUUCUGGUGUAGAUUAUUUCUUGGCAAGGUGUGGUGUAACGUAAUAAGCUUCACUCAUACUGUAUCUUUAUUAUAAAUGUUUCCAAAGCUUGUGCAUCAUUUAUGCAUUCCAAGUUUUACCAUGCCGAGCGAUCCUUGUACUUAGCACUUUAUUUCCUAAUGGAGCUGAUAUCCAAUGCCAUGUUUGACUUGUGUGUCAAGUUUUCAUUUAAUAUCUUAACAGCUACAUUAUAGAAGCAUACUAUUAAGUAUUAUCAAGGUGUUGAAGCCAUAGCUAGUAAUGGUGUUUGUACCUUUGUGUGCUCUUGAUAGAGUUGUUGUUUUUUAAGUCUUACUUUGAUCAACAUACGUACUUCCUGUGUCCUGUGGGCAGUUCUCAGGGAACCCACCAUUUUCCUCAAAUCCUGGAAUGAUAUCCAUAAACACCAAAACUGGGGGCAAAGUAGGUGCUUUAAAUAAUCUAAGGAAAUUGUAUAUUGUUUUGAAAAAAUGGAAAUGAAAAAAAAGGCCAGUGUUGCAGGGGUGCUGACGGGCAUACAAAGCGUGAUUGAAACCCUGUCCAGUUGUCCAGUCAAACACCACCAUUACACAUUGUAAAGCAAAAUGUUAACACCCCUUAACAAUUUUAUUUUGAAACAUCAAACCUUUUUCCUGUCCAAAAUGUUGUGUAUGAUCUCACAAGUUUCAAGGACCAAAAAAAAGACACCCCCCCACACACACACACUUCGUCUGUGUGCGUACAUUUGUGUAUAUAUCGGUGCUUUGUGAUGUACAUAUUUUUGCUUUUCAUGAUCAGUGUUGUUUAUGUGCCGCAGCGGUGUAACCACAGGUCAAGCACUGGCAUUGCAAACCCCAUAGUUUCACUUUGAAGCACUAAAGCCAAAGCUAUCGUUCUAUUUAAUGCCACUUACAGACCAGCGGAGGCUCAGCAGUCAACAUUUAACACCACCUCCGGCCUUCAUGUCUCUGCUCUGUGUACAGCAUGUUAACAAGGUAGUACCAAAGCCCACUGUCUUGUCUCUGAGCUGUCUGUGUUGUACGAUGCGUUUUGUUUUGAAAAGGUGUUAGAAAUGUCUUUGAAAACAUUUGUCUAUUCUCUUCUUUGUAUCUCAUAUAUGUAUUUUGCAUUUGUAGCACUUCUCCUGCUUUUGCACUUGACAAAGUCAAAUAAAGAGUUUGACAGCUGAACUGUGCAUAAUAAAAUGGUGUUGAACACUAAAAUUAAAUACAAAAA
Scatophagus argus is the source of this 16668-nucleotide messenger RNA. RefSeq names its product polycystic kidney disease 1a (gene pkd1a). Gene Ontology annotation, molecular function: protein binding. Bases 236 to 14263 code for a protein of 4675 amino acids. Gene Ontology annotation, cellular component: membrane. Gene Ontology annotation, biological process: kidney development. The record is from RefSeq and is a predicted model, not a curated record. The transcript has 56 exons. Lineage: Eukaryota; Metazoa; Chordata; Actinopteri; Scatophagidae.